AUGGGUACCCAAACAAAUUUUGCAGAAUUAGCCAAACCAUUUUAUAUUUAUCCUAGUCGUGUGUGUGAUAUUACUGAGAAACUAUUAAAUGAUACUGCAGAAAAAUCAUAUUUUCCUACAUCUGUCACUGCCAUUCAUGCACUUGUGUAUACAUUUGUACACACUUUAGUAAUUAUUUCACCAAUAGUAUCUGAAAAGACAGAAGAAGCUUCUAGGCUAAUAAAAAUGAUAAAUGGUUUUUUAGUCCGUUUAGCUGCUGGAACAUUGGUAGCUAUUGAUCCUGAUGAAGCAACUGUUGGUUAUUCACACAUACAAAUACAGAAUUAUAAUAGUUUGGCUCAAUGUAUAUUCCUUGAAGGUUUGGUAAAAUGUCUUCUAGUGAAAGAUGUUCAAUUAAGAAGAUUUGUCAUGGAAAAUCUUUUAAUGAAACAUUGGAUAUUGCCUGAUCAAACAAUGACAUCUCUAUAUGAACAUGUUGUGCAAUUAUUUUCACAAGCUGCUUUUGAGAUGCUUUCUGAUCCUAAAUCCUCUAUUAUUGAUCAAAACAAUCCUUUUUCAUCAUUACCAUACCUUAUACUCAACAUUUUAUAUAAUAAAUUACCACCUAAAGAUCUUCGUAGAAUGUCACCACAGGUUAUACGAAGCCUUAUCAGUGUAUUAGUGUCUAUAUUUACUUUAUCAUGGCCUGAACUUGCACCACAACGCAGUAGUUCACUUUCUACACCCAAUGCCACCGAUAAUCAUUCUUCAUCUUCUUCAUUCACACAAAGAGUACCUAAGCAAACAGACAUUGAAAUUCUAUCAUUGGCAAAAAAAUAUGUUGAGGAUUUAUGGAAUGAAGGAUGGAAAAUGGAAGUCAUAGAGCUUGUCAAAGAAACAUUUCAACAAGAUAGCCUUGAAAGAAUUAUUGCAGUGCUAGAUCAAUUGGUGUUUGGCAUAAAUGAUACUAUGGGAAAUGAUAUUAAAAUUAUAUCAACACAACCUGAAACAUCACCAAAUUUAAAAAAAUUAUUAUUGUCACUAUGUACAAAACAUCGGCAACAUUUUUAUAAACCUAUACUUGCAUGUGUUGCAUCAGAUUCCGAAUCAAAGAUUGCUAGUCAUCUUCAUCUUAUUGCAACUUUACAAAAAUAUUUAAGUCCUGUAGAACUUUUUAUGCAAGAUGUUGAAUUCAUGAGUGUUAUUAUUUUAAGUGAUGUUGGUCCGGGUAUAACAAAGACUGCUGGAAAUAGUCAUGAUCUAACUUCAACUGCGCCAAAUUCAACAUCUAAAUGUGUAUGGGGUUCCACUACAUUAGGUCAAUGCGUUAUUGUAAUGGAAUUUGUGUGGAUAAUUAGAGAAUUAAGGUUGAAUAAUUCUGGUGUAAGAUGGUUAUCUCGUAUAAUUGAUUGGAUGAGUUAUUCAGCUCCUGGUGCUGCCAUAUAUCGGGAUUCAAUAAUCCAGCUCAAUAAAUUAAACAAUCCUUUUAAAUUAUUUUCUGAACCAGAAGUUGAUAAUAACCAACUUAAUGAAGUUGAAUGGAUUUUUCAGCGAAUAAGGGUUGUUUAUGCAAAUCUAGAAGAUUAUAAUUCAAAUGAUUCAAAUCAAGGUGAUCAAAUGGACGUUCCUGUUCCAUUUAUACCAAUUCCUUUGUCAACUACAACACCACAUACACCAACUACUCCCAAAACUCCAUUAACGCAAUAUAGUGAACUGAAAAGACAUUCUACAAUUAUUGUUUCAAAUACUACAAUAAAUCAUCCACUCCGUUCAUCAUCAAAAUUACCGACACAUCGUCUUCAUCGAUUUAACAACUUCAAUGAAGAUCCUGCUGGUUCAGUACUUUCUUUACUUGUUGCAGUAUUCUCCACUUUGACAUCUGAAGAGUAUGUAAAAAUAGCACCACGUUUAUGGGACAGGUUUUUGAAUGAUCGUGAACAUCAACCUUUUGCCUCGGCCUCAUUUCUUUUUAUACAGUGUGGUGAAAAAGCUUAUAAAAUAGUAAAAAAUUUAAUCAUGAAGGAUCUUUACAGUACAAAUGCAUUGACCCGUGCCAUAACUAUUCGUAAAAUUUCUUCAUUGUUUGGUCACAGAAGUCAACUUUUAAGCCAACCUUAUGUGUCUGAUUCUAACAGGCGACGUCCUUUCCGAUCACAAGCUCCAGCAAUUCCUUUUGUUCCAACUGAACUUGGUACUUCAGAAAUGAUGAUGUAUGAAUAUUACAGAGGCUUGUCCAAUAAAAAUGAUAAUAAAUUGUCCACAGAUGUUAAAAAAAGAAUUCAAGAACUAGGUUGGGAAGAGGAAGAAGGAGAAGGUUUGGAAAAUUUAAAACGUAUUACAACGCCAAUAUCAUUAAUACCAACCUUUUAUCUUGAUGAAGAAGAAAUGAAAAAUAAAGAAGAAUCAAAUAUAUUACAUUCUCAUGAAAAAAUCAAAAGAAAUAUUCGUGGCAAUCACCCCAACAACAAUAUGCAAUCAAAUGCAAAUAAACGUAGAACAGCAUCAAUUCUAAUAUUAAGUUCCUUUUCAUUGCGACUUGUAGAUUUAUUGGAUGAUCUUCAUGGAGGAGUAUUUAACCUUACUAAAGAAAUUAUAAUUUAUUUUCUCAGAGAUGAUCCUCUUUUAUUUCUUCGAAUAUUUUUUAGUGAACUGGGCACAAUCAACUUUGAAGCACAAAAAGAACUUCUCACAAAAAUCCAUUUUCUUAUUUCAAUGCAACAUGUUUUUCCUUCAGGCUUUUCACAUACCCUUUUCAAUCAUCUUGCUGGAAUUUUGAAGUGGUAUUCACGUGAUAACAAGAGUAAUGGUUUAGGACUUAUGACAUAUGUUAUUCCUAUUUUAGCAGAAAUUGUACCUACAGUCAAUGAUUUACUUGUUCGCGAUUUUCGGAAAAACAAAAUAGAAAAUAUUCUUUGUAACAAUGGUCAAUUUUGGUUCACAGAUGGUUCACCUUUGGAUAUGUUUCCACGAAAUUUGACAAAUGAUCAGGUUACAUUUCAAAUACUUGAUGUGCCACUUGUAAUGUUUCAAGUAGCUAUUCUUCGUAUUGGUCAUAUACAUUUCAUGACCAAUUUUGUUAUUAAAUGUCCACAUGAAGUUUACUCAGUCAAAAAGAUGAUACAAGCAUAUAUACCAAUGCCAUCUACAAAUGCAUCUGAAGAUUCAAUAUGUGGGUUGAAUGAAGAUGAAUAUUAUUUACCAGAUAUAAAAAAAUCUAAAGGUCAUACAAGUGAAUUUUCUAAUCCAUCUACAAGAAGAAAAAAGGAUGUGAAACUUUUAUCAGCUCUAAGGGCUCGUACAUGGUUAAAAUUUUUAUUGGUUAUGCUUGAGCGGUUAAAUAGAAACUACAAUGAUAGAAAUGAACUCAAUAUAUUUUUGAAUGGUGCAAAUAGAAUUCUUUUAGAAAAUGCUGAUGAUUUUGGUAUUGUUGGCCAAACAUUGAUUUUAUAUACAACCACAGUCACAAGAUUUCAUAGAUUAUUUGAUGCAAAUCGUGGUUAUUCUAUAUUUAUUCCAGCUUUAUUUAAAGUUUUUUGCGAGUCCGAAAAAAUUCCACCAAUUCGAUCAGCAAUUAUUUUUGCAUGGUGUAAAUUCUUUCGUAUUCACGGCGAAUCUUUUAUUUUUCAGGCUCUUGGUUGUCUUACACCUUUGAUUCUUAAGGGGUCAAUUAAAUCAACAAAACUAUGUGAAUGGAUGAGCUUGUCAUUAUAUGAAUUAUUUAAAGCAUUAAAUUUUCCUGUAAAUCAGGGUGAUUCAUUAGGGAUACAUGAUAUAGUUGAUGAAUUAGAAACUGUGGAUACAUUAUUCUCUGACCCACUUCCAUUAUUUAGUGGCACAUUUAAAAAAAGGGCUAAUAGUAUGGCAUCUAAAGCAAAAUCUGGUUUAUUAGGAACACAGGAAGAAAAAAUAUUUUCUUUAGAAGAUUUGGUGAGAUUAUUCAUGACAAUUAUUGCUUAUGAUCCUGGUUCACUUCGUGCAGAACAAUUUGUACAAAUUUUACAAUAUUUAGUACCUCAUUUGUUGCAAGAAUCUUCUUCAAUAAGAACAUUGGUGGAUGACGGAAUGGCAGCUUUAACUGAAGUAUUCCUCAAGUUUUCUAAAUCAUCAAAGCCUAUAAUAAAUUCAAUGGGAAACAUUAAUAACACCAAUAUUUAUAAUUCUGAAAAUGGAAACAAAAAUGAAUCAAUGGAUAAUCUUAAUAUAGAUAAUAAUGAUUUACAUAUUUCAGAGGCAACAGCUCAGGCUUUUGGAAAACAAUGGCAACAAAAUGAUCGUAUGACAAUAAAGAGAAAUUUUUUGGUUCUUGUUCAGAAAUAUAAGAAAUAUGGAGGGAUUUUAUCAGAGAAUUCACAUAGCAAGUUGGCAAAUAUGAUUUGUUUAAUGAUAAAAGAUUAUGCAGCAGCAAAGAAAAAAAUUUCGACAAAUUUUCUUAAAGAUUAUAUUAAGGAUGCUUUACUUUUCAAUACAACUUUUGAAGAUGGAAGAAAACGUAUCACAUCACUUAUACGACAAGUUGCACCGUCAUUUAGGCAACAUUACAAAUCAAUCGAUUUUUCUGGAUUUAUUGAUGGACUUGUUCUUAUUGUAACUGAUAAAUUAAAAUUCACAAUGAAUGAUCAUACAAUGGCUUCUUUCAUCAAAGAAAAAUAUAUUUCAUUUGGAUUGAGUGUUGCGUUAAGACCUGAUAGAGAAGAUGGAGAGCCUAUGCAACUUCAUUUAUGUCAAAGUUUGGUUGACUUGUUUGUUUCAAUGAUGGUAUAUUCAGAUCAAGAUAUACUUUCUGAAUUAGAUAGAUAUUUGCCAACACAUCAACUUAUAGCAUAUGUUUUAAUUCCAAUAUGUUUACAAUAUAAACCAGAAGAUUCUGUGUUUAUGCCAUUACCUUCAAAAAACGACUCACAUAAAUCAAAAGCAGCAGAUUGUUGGAUUAGAAUUUUAUAUUUUAUUACAAAAGCAUGUAAUAAAGGGAUAGUUUUAAGAUCAAAAACUACAUCAUUUGGUUUUCGUAGCACAUCAAACAUAUCAAAUCCGAUUACUGAUAACAAAGAUGAAAAUGAAGAAAAUAAUUCGGGAAAAGUUGUAUCAAUAACAGCUGAAUCAACGGCUACAUUUAUAUUAAGUUUUAUUGCACUCAAAAUUUUGCUCGUACGUGCUGAAAAAUACAUUACACAUACAAAAGGUAUGUGGGUUCAUAUUGCACAAUUUAUUAGACAAAUGUUGAAUUUUGCAGGGACAGCAUCUUUGUCACAAAAAUCAAAAACAGCAAUGAUUUCAUCAGGAUCUACUCCGGCAACAAGUAUGCCCAAUUUACAUGCAAACAACGAUAUUAGUGAAACAACUAAUGAUAGAAAUUCUUUUAAUCCAAAUUCACGAUCAAUUUUUUUAUCUUCAACUCAAGAUUUUGUUUUGUGGGCAUUUUUGGAAUUGAUAUUGUAUUACAAGCUUCCCAUUAAUCUAUACAUGAGAACAUUUAUUCAUCAAAAACUUCAACAAGCAGUUCUUUUUACUAAUGGCAUGCACCAUAAAGGCUCAUCAAAUGAUAACUCAAAUAGACAAUCAUCGCCAAUUAUGGCAUCGGAUUCAAGAAGAUCACGUUGGAAAAGUUGGGGAGGACCACCAGCAGGAAAUCAACAAAUAUUAAGAGAUAUUAGUGGUACCUCAUAUGAAGCCAAAAAAUAUUCAAGUGUUAGGUCUCGAAAUGAAAACGAAAGUAAUGUAAAUAAUAUAAAUUGCAAUCAAAAUGGCUCUUUUACAUCACCAUCUGGAAUGAUUAAUAAUAAUAUGAUUAAUAACCUAAUCAAUGAAACCUUUAAUUCAUACUCUAAUGUUCAUACUUUAAUGGGAUAUGGUGGUUAUGUCACCAAUGUGGAUGAUUCAGCACAAGAAUUGAGAUCGUGGAGUUAUUCACAAGUUUUGGAUAAGUUGAGAGAAGAAAAAAAAUUAGUCAUGGACACAUAUAAAAAUAUAUUUAACAGUACAUCAUUAAAUGAAGGUGCUGGUAAUCAUAUAAACAUUGAUGUUAAUAAUACUGGUGAUCUAUGA
Entrophospora sp. SA101 is the source of this 6021-nucleotide messenger RNA. The record is from the annotation of a GenBank genome assembly. NCBI's taxonomy places the organism in Eukaryota, Fungi, Glomeromycota, Glomeromycetes, Entrophosporales, Entrophosporaceae.